This is a messenger RNA of Priapulus caudatus, 1902 nucleotides long. RefSeq names its product crustapain-like. Gene Ontology annotation, molecular function: cysteine-type endopeptidase activity. NCBI's taxonomy places the organism in Eukaryota, Metazoa, Priapulida, Priapulimorpha, Priapulimorphida, Priapulidae. Gene Ontology annotation, cellular component: lysosome. The record is from RefSeq and is a predicted model, not a curated record.
GCCGUCCGGGCAACGUGAAGCGUGCUGGCUUAUCGUGUCGGCAGAAACAUAUAGGUGUAGUAUCAUUAAUGUGUGUCGAAGAAAUGACGACGCCGUUUAUAAGUCGCUGCGGUUAGCGCUGAACGUAUCUUACCGCCAUCCAGCGAAAGUACGUCUACGUCGAUAGUACGCGCGCGUAGACGCCAUAUCGGCAACAACAGCAGUGGAAGAGUCUGUGGACCAGUGGUGUGAGUCACACAAAACGACGUCACCGCGGAGCUAGAGACGCAAUCGGAAGCGGAAACAGGUGUUGCUGACUCCCAGGGUUGACCUGAAACGAGGUCAGGACACCGAGGAAGGCCCAAGCAAAGCUAGCAGCGCAGUAACGCCUUGUGUGAUUACCAGCGAACGGGCGCGUGCGAACACACGAAGACUAUACGACCAUGGGCUUGAACAGGGUACUGCGCGUGUUAGUGCGUGCGAAGGCGGGGAGGGCGCGAGCAAAUUGGAAGCUGCAGACGCUGAUGGUGAUGUUUGCAUUCGCUUUCGCCGGCAUCACAGCGAUGCCAGGAAAGAAUGGAGGCAACGUGAGAGGUAACAGCAGCCCUGGUAGUCAGGGAGGUAACACUGGCGGUGCUGGUAACGGAGGAGGCGGACAGGGGGCGACGAAGGUUCAUGGGAACAAGCACUGCACAGCCGACGGAGGGCCUGCCGGAUUUAAGAAACCGAAGAAGGCGAAUAGAGGUCGCGGGCACGGAAGACCGGAGGCGCCUCUUGCCGAGGAUCUGCCAGGCUACGAGCAGUUUCUGUCAAAGAAAUACGGCUGUAACAGAGCCGAAAUGCACCGGAAUCCGAAAAAACAAGCGACGUUCGAUUCCAACCGGAAUAAGAUGAUAGAGCACAACGUCAAGUUCGAACUCGGAGAAUCAAACUACACGAUGGAGGUCAACAAGUUUGCCGACCUGACGGCCGAGGAGUUCAUAGCCACGCAAGGCGGUCUCAAGAUCGCGUCCGAACGGAGAGCGAAAGGACGUCCCCAGCCGACGGGCGGCGAUCGGCACAGCAGACGACAAACGAGAACGAAGCGACAGACGCCGACUAACCUGCUCAGUAUUCUCUAUCCGACGUCGUUUACGGCGUUUGACUGGAGAGACAACAGCUUCACCGGAGUGGACAGGAAUGGCGUUCAGACGGCGUGUUUGCAGCCCGUGCAAAACCAGGGAGCAUGCAACUCAGGCUGGGCGUACGCCGCAGCCCAGCAGUGUAACGUGAACGUAGCGGGGACAGAGAUAGAGCUGCAAGCUGAUGAUGGAGAAAACGGACAUUUCAUGACCUCCGAUCAAGAAAUCAACCUCUACCAGCUGCUACGGGGAGGCCCACUAGCGGUGGGAUUGAACAUGGAGAGAUUGCAGUUUUACGCGGCAGGUGUGUUUUCGGAUUUCUACGGUCCACGUGAAGUGCAGGGAUACAUGACGCUAAUUGGUUACGGCACUGACACGUGGCUCAGAUUCAACCAAUACACGUUGACUCUGCAGCAGCUGAUCCUAGACUGGUGGGCCGUUCGCUCAAGUUUCGGUGAGGACUGGGGAGAGGAAGGCCACGUGCGCAUUCUCCGCCGCUAUCAGAUUGCUGGCAUAGGCAGCGAUGCUGUGCUCCCUGUUCUACCUUGAUUCAUCCAACCAGGUGGCGCUGCAGGCCAAGGACAUCAUCGUGGUGGCAACAUGCGUAGGUUUGCAAUGUACGGCACGAUUUGCUAAAGUAAAAAUGUGGGAAACUGCUUAGUAACUACGAUAACAUAUCAUUUAAUUUCAUAUUAGGGUUUACAUGCAUGUCUAUACAUAUGCAUACGCGAAAAAAUGCAUUAUAUGUAAACAUAUAUGUCUAAUAAAAAAAUACUUUUUGAUAAAUUCUAAAAAUAGUUAA